AAGCUGAUUGGCUGAGGUCUCGGGGGCGGGAUGAAGCCUCUCAGUCACUCUGCUUGUUUGACUAGCUAGACUACCUUUAUAGACUACCAUUGACGUUACACUGUUUACUCUGCACUAUCUUUCCGCAGGACAAUUAAAUAAUAAUAAUCAUAGCAUUUAGCAGAGAAGAGUAGAGUGAAAUGAGAGCUGUUCUGAUAUUCCUCUACAUCUCUACUUCAGUCCCUGGUAUCAGAGGCACACUUUCAAAAACAGAUGCCAAAAAACUCAACAAAGUGCCGGAAGCUGAGACAGCUAUAGCGGAGCAGCCGGUGCAGGAGCGGGGUUUGGUAGUGACAACUCUUCAGUGGAGGGAUGUAGUGAAAGAAGAGAGAAGAUUUUGCCCUCACGCCAUAUCAACACGCCACUUUCAGGGAGCAGUGCUGGGUUACGUCACACCGUGGAACUCUCAUGGAUACGACAUUGCGAAGGUUUUCGGGCCUAAGCUGACCUCUGUGUCUCCAGUAUGGCUCCAGAUCAGACGCAAAGGACCAGAAAGCUUUCAUAUCACCGGCCUGCAUGACAAUGACCAGGGUUGGGUCAAGGCUGUGAAGAAAGCAAACAAAAAAUCUAAAAUAUUACCUAGGCUAUUAUUUGAUGGCUGGUCUUAUCAGGACUACAUGAGCGUCCUGGACAGUGAGGAUGAGAUUGAGGAGAUUGGUCGAGAAAUUGUUCAGGUGGCAAAGGCUGAAGGAUUUGAUGGCUAUACUCUGGAACUGUGGAGUCAGCUGGGAGGAAACAAGAGAACGGAGCUGGUCCACUUGGUUACACACCUGUGCAAGUACCUGAAGGCUGGGAAGUUUUCCUGCAUUCUUGUCAUCCCUCCUUCUGUCAUUCCUGGGACAAACCAACCUGGCAUGUUUGGAAGGGAAGACUUUGAAAAACUGGCUCCUGUCGUUGAUGCAUUCAGUUUGAUGACCUAUGACUAUUCCAGUCCGGGCAGACCAGGUCCUAGUUCUCCGCUGCCCUGGAUGCGAGAUUGUGUGCUGCAGCUUGCCCCACAGAGCCAGUGGAGAUACAAGAUCCUACUGGGCCUAAACCUGUACGGCCUCGACUUCACUGCCAAUGGGGGAGGUGAGCCCCUGCUGGGGGGCAGGUACAUCGAAAUUCUGAAGGAAGUCAAACCAAAGCUUAUUUGGGAUGAGUAUGCAGGAGAACACUAUUUUAAUUACAAAAGAAGUUCGGUGAAGCAUGCAGUCUAUUAUCCAACUCUGAAGUCUCUCCAACUACGACUUGAACUGGCAACAGAACUGGGUACGGGAAUCUCUCUGUGGGAACUUGGACAAGGCUUGGACUAUUUCUAUGACCUUUUGUGAAUUGGAUUGAGACUAACAAACACAUGUGGACACACACACAGGCAAUGUGAUUCCUUCUUCCAAACACUGAUGGGUUACGGUACAUUGUUAUUUAUGACAAUGCCAGUGCUGAGCAUGCCAAUAAAAUUAUUUUUAUCAAUAAAAAUAAAAAGGAAAAAAGCCA
This is a messenger RNA of Ictalurus furcatus (blue catfish), 1515 nucleotides long. It is a transcript of the gene chid1, whose product is annotated as chitinase domain containing 1. The coding region runs from base 180 to 1352 and encodes 390 amino acids. The record is from RefSeq and is a predicted model, not a curated record. Gene Ontology annotation, biological process: carbohydrate metabolic process. Gene Ontology annotation, cellular component: extracellular region. The transcript is spliced from 13 exons. NCBI's taxonomy places the organism in Eukaryota, Metazoa, Chordata, Actinopteri, Siluriformes, Ictaluridae. Gene Ontology annotation, molecular function: chitin binding; oligosaccharide binding.